AUGGAUCUUGACGUCCAGGCAGGCGAGGCCAAGGCGUUCACGAACCCCGAAAAGAUUGCCUUCGUAAAGAGCGACGUUCGUUUGAUCAACGAUUGGGGAAACGCCCGCGACGUUGCUCUACAGAGAUUUGGAAAGAUUGAUAUCGUCAUAUUACUACACCUGGUAUCGGAAGAGACGUAUGACUUUCUCUUCAGUGUCAACGUCAAGCCCAUACACAUUUCGGCUAAAGCAAUCAUUCCCGUCUUCCUAAAGCAGGGAAGCGGUGUCGUCAUCAAUAUAUCCAGCACUGGCGGUCUCCGCCCAAGACCCAGCUACGCUAUCUACAACGCAACUAAAGGCGCCGUAAAUUUACUCACCAAAACAAUGGCCCUAGAAUACGCACCCACUGUCCGGGUAUGUGCCAUCGCUCCAGCUCUAGCGACCACCUCCAUGCUACAGGCGACGCUCGGUGUGAAGGAAGACACGCCGGAGAACCGUGCGCCCUUCUUACAAACUAUCCCCAUGGACCGCCUUUGUGAUCCGGAAGAUAUCGCCAAUAUGGCAACAUUCCUGGCUUCGGAUGAAGCUUCAUUCAUUACCGGAACGAUCUACGAGGUUGAUGGCGGUCGGUGUAUUUAUGAUCCUGCGGACGACUACAAGUAA
Molecule: messenger RNA, 642 nt
Organism: Desarmillaria tabescens
Lineage: Eukaryota; Fungi; Basidiomycota; Agaricomycetes; Agaricales; Physalacriaceae
Product: oxidoreductase
Exons: 7
Coding region: 1-642 (213 amino acids)
Molecular function (GO): oxidoreductase activity
Source: RefSeq, a predicted model, not a curated record